Messenger RNA from Jaminaea rosea, 2253 nucleotides. RefSeq lists its product as hypothetical. Gene Ontology annotation, biological process: IMP salvage; AMP metabolic process. The transcript is spliced from 3 exons. The coding region runs from base 1 to 2253 and encodes 750 amino acids. Lineage: Eukaryota; Fungi; Basidiomycota; Exobasidiomycetes; Microstromatales. Gene Ontology annotation, molecular function: AMP deaminase activity. The record is from RefSeq and is a predicted model, not a curated record. Gene Ontology annotation, cellular component: cytosol.
AUGUUGCUGCGCCGUGGCAAGGUGGAGACAAGUAGCGUGCGUCAUUGUGAGCAGAUUCAUGAGAUGCUUCGCAAUGGCACGAGGGGCUCGAGCGUUAUCGGCGUCGAGAUGUCUUCGAGGAGCGGAAGACAAGGCUACUUUUCGCCUGAUGGUGCCACACCACCAAUGACGCCCGGAGGGAGCGUCCUGAUGUCACCCAAUGACAGCGACAAUGGACGCAUGACACCUCGCGCGUUUCGAGGCCGAAGCAGGGAGAGGGACGCCUACUUUGAUGAGCGAGAUCAGAUGAGGCUGCAGGAAGACGACUCUCACUACUGGGCGAGUCAAACCGGUCAAGAGACGAAACAUGCAGGAUCGUCAUCGGAGCCAUCUCAACUGGCUCAGUCAUCACAGACGAUCGCUCAGGCUGCUGAUCAACUUGCUCAAUCUCUCGAGAAGACGAUGGUCUCGCCUUCCGAUCACGCUGCCUUGUAUGCAUCCCUGGGCAGCUCUCCCGCUCCUGGAGCUACUAUUCCACGGUGCAUUGCCGUCGACGCCAGCACGCAGACGCCUCCGCCAUCCUCGCCCACCCGACCGACCUCUCAGCAACUCGAGGACCCGCUGACUAGCGAGCUCAAGGCUCUUUACAAGUCGCUCCACAAAUGCAUGACUUUGCGAGACAAGUUCAUGGACAUCUCCCUGCAAGACAAGCUUGAGGACAACCCAAAGAAUUGGGACGCAGAGUACUGCCAAGCGUGGAGGAAGGAGAGGGGAUUGCCCUCUGACUCGAGCGAUGUGGCAGGAGGAUCUCAGGUGAAAGUAGACGGCUGCUCUUUGCAGGACGUCGAUGACCCUCAUUCCGAGCCGAAGCCCUGGAGAAUCUAUCCUGCACCUCCACGUCCUCACUGGGAGCUCUUUAAUCCUCCGCCGGCAUCGUCGUUCGUGGUACGCUCUCAGCAGAAGGGUGCCCCUCUGCCGAAGCCCAUCCCGCCCGCCUCCCCAGCCAACGCAGCGGCGGCUCAGAAGCUGCUUGAGGAAACGGGAGGACAGCCAGGUAUCUUCGACCAGAGCAAUAUCGAGAUACCUGGCGAAUGGAGAUGCAAGGCUCUGCGAGCGGAUGAGCACGUCGAGUGCGCCGUGGAUGACAACGGCGUCUACCAGGUCUACGUCAAGACGGUCGACGCUCAGCGCAAGCCGCUGAACCCAUCGCUCAAGAUACCAACGCUGCGCGACUACUUCAAGGACCUCGACUACCUACUCUCCGUCAUCUCAGAGGGGCCUGUCAAGUCCUUCGCGUGGCGACGACUGAGGUACCUCGAGGGAAAGUGGAACCUCUACUCGUUGAUGAACGAGGGAAGGGAGGUCGAGGGCAUGAAGCGAGUCAGACACCGCGACUUCUACAAUGUACGAAAAGUCGACACGCACGUCCACCACUCGGCGAGCAUGAAUCAGAAGCACCUUCUGCGCUUUAUCAAGGCCAAGAUCAAGCGCCACCCAGACGAUGUCGUCAUCUACCGAGAUGGCAAGCACCUCAGCUUGGCAGAGGUGUUCGCCUCGCUUGACUUGACCGCGUACGAUCUCUCGAUCGACACGCUCGACAUGCACGCUCAUCGCGAGACAUUCCACCGCUUCGACAAGUUCAACCUCAAGUACAACCCCAUCGGCGAGUCCCGCCUGCGAGAGAUCUUCCUUAAGACCGACAACUUUAUCCAGGGUCGCUACCUGGCUGAGAUCACAAAGGAGAUCAUGGCAGACUUGCAGUCGUCGAAGUACCAGAUGGCAGAGUACCGUGUAUCCAUUUACGGGCGAAACCUCGAUGAGUGGGAUAAAUUGGCCUCCUGGAUCGUUGACAACGAGCUUUUCUCGCCUAACGUCCGCUGGCUGAUCCAAGUACCGCGGCUGUACGAGGUCUACAAGAGCAAUGGGACGAUCAGCACCUUCCAAGAUCUCCUGACCAAUGUCUUCCAGCCCCUCUUCGAAUGUACGCUCAACCCACAGCGUCAUCGCAAUAUGCACAUCUUCCUUCAACGCGUCGUCGGCUUCGAUAUGGUAGACGACGAGUCGAAGGUCGAACGUCGCUUCCACCGCAAGUUCCCUACGCCCUCCAAAUGGGACCACAAAGAGUCACCGCCUUACAAUUACUGGAUCUACUAUAUGUUUGCCAACAUUGCCAGCUUGAACCAUAUGCGUCGCGAGCGCGGCUUCAAUACUUUCGUCUUGCGACCCCAUGCGGGAGAGGCAGGUGGGAAUCGCCAUGUCGCCCCUCUCGAAUAA